CGUUCAAAUGAGUACAUGUUUGGGUGUGUGCAAAUGUAUACAGAGUGGCUUAAAUAACUUAAUUCAUUCUGAAGUGAUCUGAGAGGGAAAAAUAGGCUACUACUUUAAUAUAUCACAUAUAGAUUAAGGUGUCAAUCUGUGUGUUUGAUCACUGUUCUGGUUUUAGCCCAUAUCAGAGAAAUUGAUUUAACGUAUCAUAACCAAAAAGCACAACCUUUCUAAACAGACCUACCAUAAAUACCUUACUAUAUUCUUAUGAUAUCUAAUGCAGUAACUGAUAUUAACCGAUGUGCUCCUUGUGCUCUAACCGCUAGGCCACAACUUAGACCAGAUUUUGUACUAUUAAUAAAGAGGAAACAUUCUUCUCUUCUGUUUGCAGGUUCGGGUGCUUUUCUCUAAAGGUCCCUUCAUCUCAAUCUUUGCCAGCGACCCUCAUAUCAUCAUCAAGGCCAUAAACCAGAACCUCGACAGUGUGCUACGUGACUCCAACAUCAACGGCCACGACUACAUGCGAAACAUCAUCUACCUGCUCGUGUUCCUCAACAGCCGUGGCCUCAGCUCUACCAAGAGACUUUGUAUUUCCACACCAGCCAAUGUGGAUCAGCUGAACUCUGAUGUGUGGCAAGAGGACAUGAACAGGAAGUUGUCUCAGAACAGUUUCGGCGAGCAGGGCAGUAAAACAGCACUGAACCGCUGGGACACGUACCGCAGGAGACAGAUGCAGCCCACCGUCACGCGCCAGAUGUCCUUUGACCUGACCAAGCUGCUGGUCACUGAAGACUGGUUCACAGACAUCAGCCCUCAGACGAUGAGGAGACUGCUCAACAUAGUGUCAGUCACAGGUCGCCUACUUAGAGCCAAUAAGAUCAUUUUUAAUUGGGACCGACUAGCGUGGAGUGGCCGUAUCGCACAUCCUGGAUCAUUGUCUUUCUGGAGGAAACUGAUGGAGUCUCAGACCAGGUCACACUGAAGACCAUCUAUAUGAGAGGAUUUCUAAAAACAUCCCCACCACUAAAGAUGUGGAGCCUCUGUUGGAGAUUGAUGGUGAUAUUCGUAGUUUUGAGGUGUUUCUUUCGUCACACACCCCUGUUCUCACCGCUCGUGAUGUGGAGAUGUUCCUACCUUGUACUGUCAACUGAGAUCAUUGCAGCCCCUGAGACUUGGACGCUAAAGCAAACGUGGAUUUCAUUGGGAGCCACGUUUAUUUCUUCCAGAUGUACGAGAUGCACGAGAGAAGAUGCACCUUGGGGGAGUCAGCUAUCCCACACUGCCCCUACAAGAUGCUUCGGUACGGUGCACUCUACAUUUGGGCAGCACUCUUUGGCCUGUUCUCCCACAGGCUCUUUCCCCCCUGCUGGAGUGCUGCCGGCCGCUCAACCCCACAGCAGCUACUUUAGUGGGCUUACUGGACCCCAACACCCCUUCUACAACCGGCCUUACUUCCCUCAUCAUGUUUACCACCUGCCCCGACAUUACCCUGGCAACCCCCAUCACGCCCCCUCACGCCCUGCUACUAAACUCCAUAAGGACCCCAGUCUGGGACUAGAUGUAAUCAGAGAGGACUCCAGCGAGGGUCUUCCCUCUCCUACAUCCCCCUCUAUGGUAACUUUAGCAUCCCAGAUUAAAUCUCAGCCCUUCAGAACGAAGCAGGGCUCUGAUUCUGUGGUUUCUAGUGGAUCUCAGGUCCUCCUCAGUUCUCUGAGCAUCGAUGGCAUAUGUGAGAAGCUGAAACAGAUCCAGGGUCUGGACUCCAGCAUGCUGGAGCAGUAUAUCAGCACAAUCAAAAAGGCCAACAUGAACGGCCGGGUUCUGUCUCAGUGCAACCUUGAUGAGCUCAAGAAGGAAAUGAACAUGAACUUUGGAGACUGGCAUCUCUUCAGGUCCAUGGUUCUAGAGCAGCGUCAUGUGGAGAACCAGCUGCUGCAUGAUGAAUCGAGAGCGUGCAGCGAGCAGGGCAGCAGCAUGUUGACUCAACUCGAACCCCACCGACCCUCUGAAGCGCCAUAAGACGUGACCAUCAACCCAGAAAACUUCACGUACAUUCUCAACCUAAGCUUCGAAGAGCUCAGCGGUGUGGGGCUGGAGGAGCCCGCCAGGCAACACAAUGCCCACUGGCUGGUGCGUGGUACUGCUGUGCACACAAACACAUUUAGCACUGAAGUACAGCCUAUAGAUAAAUACAGGUGCACACCAUGAGAGAACGGCGUAAUUAUAUACAUAGAAGCUAACACAAACAUAUGCGUGCAUAGAAAUAAAAGAACUUGGGGCUUUUUUUUGUUGUUAUUGUGCCUUUUUAACUAAUUAUUUCAGUAUAUUCAGUGUUGCAUUUUGUUGCUAUAGAGGCAGCUUCUCCUUUUCAGUAGUCUCUCAUUUGCAUGAAAUAGCAUGUGGUUUACUGGGUGACAAACGAAGUGUUUUCUGACCUGGAUGGGCAGAGGAAGUGAAGAGCUGACCACACACAUGCUAGCUUUCUAUCACACAGAGAUAGCUAUUUCUGCACUCAUCUGUUAACACUUGGCAAGGUGUUGCAACACAAGCAAGAGCUCAUAAUGGUUUAGAUUAGCAUCAUGUAAGUUGUUGGUGAGCACAGACUUUGUGUGCGUCUCAUUUCACAUACCUCUGCACUAUUUUUACACCAUUUUGUAGCCCAAGUAGUGUGUUCACGCUAUCGUGUGUAUUAUGAGUAGCUUAGUGAUGUAUUGCAAAAGAAAAGACAGAGUGUGGAUGUACAGGAAGGGGAGUGGCUAAACAUGCUAAAGCUACUGCAACAGAACUGUCCUAUAAAUGGAACACUGUGAAUGGUUCUAUGUAGUAAAAAAGUUCCAUUUGAGACACGUUAGCCUUCUAAAAUUCAUAGACUAAUUUAGAACACAACUAAUGUCUCUCUAAAGGAAUAGUUCACUCAAACUCACUGUCAUGUUACUGAAACUGUACAACUUAUCAUGGAAUACACCGAGUUACUUAUUCCAAGUCUUCUGAAGCCAUGUGAUAGUCUUGUAUGAAGAACAGUCAAAGAAUUUCUUGCAUAAACAUGCCAAGUUUGAACAUCUGGAAGUAAAAAUGAAGUGUUAAACUGAUUCUUUCUUUAAAUCCCUAGAUCAGUUUUUUUUAUUUAAUUGAAUUACGUUGAAUGUGAUUAAAUAAGUCUGUGUACCGUGAAAUAAUGGCAAGCGACAUCUUUCUGUUUAGUUGACCUCAUGGGCUGCAUGCAAAACCAAACAUAUAAUGUGACAUGUAUAAUCCGAUUCACAAACAGAUUACUCUAAUGAGCUGCUUCUUUAAAGGGGUCAUAUGAUGCGAUUUCAAUUUUUCCUUUCUCUUUGGAGUGU
Messenger RNA from Sinocyclocheilus grahami, 3329 nucleotides. Its product is annotated as kinase D-interacting substrate of 220 kDa-like. The coding region runs from base 982 to 2007 and encodes 341 amino acids. The transcript has 13 exons. Lineage: Eukaryota; Metazoa; Chordata; Actinopteri; Cypriniformes; Cyprinidae. The record is from RefSeq and is a predicted model, not a curated record. Gene Ontology annotation, molecular function: protein kinase regulator activity; PDZ domain binding.